Messenger RNA from Paramuricea clavata, 1992 nucleotides. Lineage: Eukaryota; Metazoa; Cnidaria; Anthozoa; Malacalcyonacea; Plexauridae. The record is from the annotation of a GenBank genome assembly.
AUGGCUACUCGAGGUUAUUUAUCUAGACGUUCAAAGAAAACAAACAGUUCUAGUCAGAAAUCCAGAGUAAAUGGACAGAGAAAGAAGAAAUUACCACCAUGGGAUGUAAGUAUAUUUACCGUUCAGCUCCAACUAUUUUUAAAGUGUUAAUUGAAGUGUUCGUACUGCACAUAUAUAAUAUUAAUAUAAAAAUAGUAUACCAAAAUGUAUAAAUACCAAAUUAAUAGAAAUGUAUUUACACUUUGACGAAAUUUACAGAUUAAUAGUAGGGGGAGGCCGGGUCUGGGGUAAUCUCCCCAAGAAAAUUGUUUUUAUUUUUCUACCCCUAUGACUGCAAUUCCCUGCAUUUUCUGAAACAGAAUUUUGGAUAUACAGCAUUACAUUAUGCUGUAUAGACUAUAAGAUAGACUGAACCUUCAGAUAGACUGAACCGUAGAUAGACUGAACCUUCCUGAAGUACUUGCAUAGUAUGUUUAUGUAGAUACCACAACUUGAUUGUCAUUCAGGGAACCAGCUUGAUAAACUUAGAGGGGCCGACUCCCACAAAGCGCCACCAUGGUUGGCAAUUUUUUGCGUCUCUAAAUCGUCGGAAAUGGCAUUUUCAAAGUCUUCUCUACGUCUUUUGUUAGGCCCUUUCACUAAUUCACUCAUUAUGAUUUGUGAGUAUAUGCUAUCCACGAGUCAGAAUGGAUUAUUAUGAGAAAUGUUGUUAUCAAAAUAUUGAUUACAGAUAUUUGAUUAUAUAUAUAUAUAUAUAUAUAUAUAUAUAUAUAUAUAUAUAUAUAUAUAUAUAUAUAUAUAAUCAAAUAUCUGUAAUCAAUAUUUUGAUAACAACAUAUAUAUAUAUAUAUAUAUAUGAUUUCAAAUACUUCUAAUUGGUUUUUUUUGGUGAGGGCCAAAAUUAUCCGCCCCCCUUAUAAAACACUUGGUUGAGGGCCUGUUGCCCCCUGCGGUCACUAACUUGUUUAGCCGAGCCUUCCAACAACUCAAAUCUAUAGGGUCUGGGAAAUGCAAUCCACUGGAAAAUGUUUAAAGGUAUUUAUUAAAGAUAAGAGACAUGACAUAAGAUUCACAAAGCAAAUUUCAGUUACUAGAAUACCAAACCUUCCUUCUAAAUUCCAUGUUUUGCUUAUAUUUUAGAGAAAUGGGACUUUGACUGGGGGGGGGAAUGGUUUGGUUGGGCCCACCAUGGGGUCUGGGGGGGGGCUUUGCCCCCCCCCCCAGUUAUAUUUAAGUUAAAAAAAGCCCUGCAAGUAAUACUUGCAGCAAGACAUCACAUCAGACAUUUUGAGAUCUUUUUUCAAGAAAUGUUGUAUACAGUAACUAUAUUUAUGCAUAUACUGUACAGCAUAUUACAGUAUACAGUAUUUUCAGCUUGAAUAGCCCAGCCAGCCCAGGUUAUUUUGUUCUUUUUUGUAAUUGAAAUCCUAGCCAGGUUGGCUGAGAUCCCAGGCAUUUUUCUAUAUCAAAACAAGAUGAAAUGGGUCAUUCCAGAAAACAUCCAUACCACCCCCAUGUCCUAAUACAUUUACUAUUAUCAGGAACAAUUUUUUCUCCCCUCCCCCUCUGGACGGCAGAAAUUUCGUAGAGUAUGGAUCUUUUCUGGAACGACCCAAUUUAAUAACUAAAGACAUGAUAAUGAAUUGUAAAUAACAAGUGUUUUCCAUAACACAAAUUUAUGUUACAUAUAGUGUUGUGUAAUAUCUUAUUUUACUUACUGUAGAGCACGAUAUCUAAUUUACUGGUUCACAGGCCAACAAAGGAAGAAUUGGUAAAUAUCAAACACCUGAUGUUUAAAGGUUAUAUUUGUAUAGAAAACGUUUCAAUAUUACUCAAGCAACCCGAUUGUAAAAAUCAUAAAGAGCAUAUUAAGAUUAUUAUUACAGUAGGUGAUUGUGACUUAUGUAUUUAUAUAAUUUUGUUAGAGGCGCAGACAUGAACUCCAUCAACCAAUACAGAGAUUUUCAGAGUCACCAGAUGGUACUGCACCAG